CUUACCCCUUUCUUCCUCUUUCACGUCACAUUCUCUCUCUAAACUCUUUCAACUUCACUCUCUCUCUCUCUUCCUCUUUCUACAAGUUCGCCCAAAUUAAUCCCAAAUUAUCACAUUCUUCAUCAAAUUCUUCAUGGAUUUCGAUCAAAUUCAUGCUAUUUUACAUCAUAUAAUCGAUUUUCUUCACCGAUUUUUCCAGAUUCUGUGUUUAUUCAAAGCAGAAUCUGGUUCAUCAGCUUCUGGAUCAGAUCAUAUAGCCAUGAUGGAGGAUUACAUGAAGAAAGUACUAGCGGAAGAGAGGAAAAGACCCUCAAACAAUCACGAGAUGAAAUGCCUCCCCCAGCUUCUGUUCAAGUUCAAGGUUAAUUUCUAUAUUUUUGGAAGGAAAAUAGAAAUUAGCUUCACUAUUACUAUGCGGAAAAACAACAGGAUGUCAUUAAUGCAAUGGGAUCUCUAUAGACAGCAACACUUUUCAUCGGAAUUACCAAUUCUGCCGCAGUUAUGCCUGUUGUUUCCACUGAAAGAUUUGUUUCCUACAGAGAGAGAGAGCUGCAGGGAUGUAUUCAGCUCUACCAUUUGCCUUUGCACAAGUUUCUCUUCCUACUUUCUUUGUCUUUUAUUUGAUACCAAAAAGAGAACCGGAAUCAUUGAUCUAUAUACGCAUUCAAAUUGCACGCCUUGCUUUAUUUAAAGCUAACUCAAUUAAAUUAGAACAUCACGUUAUAUAAUUUAGAACAUCAUGUUAUAUAAUUUAGAACAUACAAAUAUCCAGAAUUUUAUUUCAUUUAAUUACAGAAACUCUCUAAAAAUUUGAUUUAAUA
Messenger RNA from Spinacia oleracea (spinach), 821 nucleotides. RefSeq lists its product as uncharacterized. Lineage: Eukaryota; Viridiplantae; Streptophyta; Magnoliopsida; Caryophyllales; Amaranthaceae. The record is from RefSeq and is a predicted model, not a curated record. The transcript has 3 exons. Bases 134 to 691 code for a protein of 185 amino acids.